This is a messenger RNA of Diaporthe amygdali, 1572 nucleotides long. RefSeq lists its product as uncharacterized. NCBI's taxonomy places the organism in Eukaryota, Fungi, Ascomycota, Sordariomycetes, Diaporthales, Diaporthaceae. Gene Ontology annotation, cellular component: nucleus; spliceosomal complex. The transcript has a single exon. The record is from RefSeq and is a predicted model, not a curated record. The coding region runs from base 1 to 1572 and encodes 523 amino acids. Gene Ontology annotation, biological process: mRNA splicing, via spliceosome. Gene Ontology annotation, molecular function: zinc ion binding; RNA binding.
AUGCUGCUGGAGGAACAGCGCUAUAUUGCCGAGGACCUCGAGCGCCUCGAGCAAGGCGUCGCAGAUCGCAUUGGCGAGGAGCCCAAGGUGGUACGUGGUAGUCCUCUUCCCGCCCCAAAUUCAUGGACACAGCUGAUCAAGGCCCCCACGAAACAGAUCCGCGAUCGCCUGAACCGAGACCAUGAGGUAUCUCAGCUCCUUGACCAGAUACAGAAGCAAUCCGCAGAGAUGUUGUCUUUGUAUCGUGAUGCUAAUGGCCUCCGAUCCAAAGAGGUCCUGCAGAUUGGCAGCGGUGACCCCUUCGAAGAGUUCUACAAACAGGUGAACGACGUCAGGGAGCAUCACGCACGAUAUCCCAACGAGCAGGCUGAGAAUUCCGAGAUCCGAUAUCGUCAGCGCAAGACAGGAGACAGCGAGCCCCUCCCCUCCCUUGUCGAUUCCAUGUUCUCUGGCGAGGAGGCCUACGGACGAUACUUCGACCUACACGCGUGCCACGAGGCAUACAUCAAUCUACCCAACGUCAAGCGUCUCGGUUACCUGCAAUACCUUCAGAUAUUCGACAACUUUGCACCGGGCCAUGGCGGUGUCAAGAGGGCAGACAAAUUGACGGAUCAAUACUUCAAGUACGUUGGAGGGCUGGCAGAAUACUUGGAAACUUUCAUGCGCCGUACACGGCCGUUGGAAAACGUGAGCAAGGUACUUGAAUCCUUCGACAAAGAAUUCGAAGCGGCGUGGGAGAAAGAUGAGGUAGAGGGCUGGGCAAACGAGUCAGGUGCUUCCACAUCAUCAGCAAAGGAAUUAAGCACUGCUGAUGCUGUGUGGUGCGACGCCUGUGAGAAGGAGUUCAAAAACGAGAAUGUCUAUAAAGGGCAUUUGAACGGCCGAAAGCAUGUCAAAGCAGCAGAGGCUCUAGCACAGAGACAGCAAGGUUCCACAGAUACUGCAGCACCUUCUGGGAGACUCUCUGCGACAAGAAUGAAGGAGCGUGCCGUCGCGGAGCGGGAAUUCAGAGUGAAGCGCCUAGCCAGCGCAAUGAGCACUGAGCGAGAAGACACUCGGGUAAAUGUGGAGCGGCGGCAAGGAAUGACGGAGAGGGAAAGGCAACAAGAACUCGACAAUCUGUUCAGCAUGGCGGAGCAGCCACAGCAGAUCGACGACACGGCUGACGCCGAGGGCGAGGACGGUGAAGAAAAGAUAUACAAUCCUCUGAAGUUGCCGUUGGCCUGGGACGGCAAACCGAUCCCAUUCUGGCUGUACCGUCUACAUGGCUUGGGGGUGGAAUUCCCUUGCGAGAUCUGCGGAAACUUCGUCUACAUGGGUCGUCGUGCCUUCGAGAAGCAUUUCAACGAGGCAAGACAUAUUUAUGGGUUGAAACGGCUUGGUAUCAACGACACUCAUCUUUUCCGAGAUAUCACAGGAAUCGAGGAAGCGCUGAAGCUUUGGGACAAGAGGCAGCGUGACAAGAAAGGGAACAAGAUCGAGGAUGGCAGCAUCGUCCAAAUGGAAGAUGCUGAAGGUAACGUCAUGCCGGAGAAGGUGUAUUAUGAUCUGCAAAAGCAAGGUCUGCUCUGA